AUGGGAUAAGAAUAAUCGGUAAUUAUUUGGUUGUAAUCGUAGAAUUUGCCUUCAAAUAACUUGGUUGUUUAAUUGCAUAUGCAGAAUUACGAAAAGUUAACAAGAUUGAUAGAAUAGAAAUUAUCUGAUUAAACAUUCACAAUUGAUAAAAGAAUAAAUCAAAUGGAUGAUACUCUUCUCCACUAUGCGGCUUUUAAAAGAGAUAAAAAAUUAGUAUAAUAUUUGCUAUCAAAAGGAGCAUCUCCUCAUUGCAAGAAUUCGGUAAGCAAAUUAAAUCGAUAUCAUUAGCGGAAUCUUACACCUGGAGAUGUCACUGAUGACCAAGAAAUAAAAUUAAUGCUGGAGAGUAAAUGA
Paramecium tetraurelia is the source of this 354-nucleotide messenger RNA. RefSeq lists its product as uncharacterized. Lineage: Eukaryota; Ciliophora; Oligohymenophorea; Peniculida; Parameciidae. Gene Ontology annotation, molecular function: protein binding. The record is from RefSeq and is a predicted model, not a curated record. The transcript has 2 exons.